AAAAAAGAAGAGUUAUAUUUUUACAUCAAUUUGUCAGCUGUCAAUAUAGUCAUUUUUGUAAAUAUAAAUAAUAAUAAUAGAAUAGAGCUGGUAAAUAGAAUGGCUAAUCGAAAAAAGAGUGCCAGCUCGACCGAAUCUAGUUCAGGUACAUCAUCAUCAAAUUCUUCGAGUUCAAGCUCUUCAUCUAGUGGCUCAGAGUCAUCAUCAUCGAGUGAAUCCGAUAGUUCAACUUCUCAAGAUUCAAGUAAACCCCAAUCAGACGCCGAGGCUAAUAAUAAAAAACCGACACCAAUACAAAAACAUGUUAGAAAAAGUACGGAAACAAAAACUCCUGCCAGCAAAACUUCAGAAUCGAAACCCGCACCAAAAAAAGCUGCGACUGCAAAAACAAAUAAAACAGUAUCGAAAGUAUAUUCAACAGAUGAAGAUGAUGAUAUUAAAAAACAGCCUCCAAAGAGAAAAAGUAAUGUAAAACCAAAAAGCAGUGCUACAAUUACUCCAAAAUCAACUUCUCCUUCAAAACCUUCAGGGAAAGUAACAGUAAAAGCAACUGCAGCUAAAACUAAACCAGAACAGAAGCAAGUGCCAAUUAGAGGUAAGGAGCCUCCUAAAAUAAGAGCUCAAAAAGUCGCCGCCAAGAAUAAUAACAGCGAUGUUAACAAGAAAAAAAGCAUAUUUUCACCCGAAAAUAGUUCUGAAUCUGAUUCUACAAAAGAAAAACCUCCCAAGGAUGUCCACCAAAUAAAAGUCAAACCCGAACCAAGAGCUAAAGCUAGAACAGUAGAAAAAAUAAGAAAUGAAAAAAAAGAAGAAAAACCAAAAUCCAAAGAAACUAUUGAUUCAUCAGCAAGUUCGGCAUCUACAGCAUCACAUUCCAGUAGUAGUUCAGAAAGUGAAAGUAGCGCCGAAUCGGAAACAGCAAAUGCUAGAAAAAUAGUCAAGAAACCCGUAAAAAAACCUUCAGUAGUUCACAAAGAGACUGCGAAUACUGAUUCAGAAAACGACGCCACCCUAAAAAGUAGAACCCCUAGAAAACUCACCAGAUCAGCAAGUAUAAGAAAAUCCAAACACGCCGGAAAGAAUGUUUAUUCAGACACCGACUCCGAUACAGAAAGUACUAAAAGAUCUUUAUCUAGAUCGCCAGUGAAAAAAGCGCCAGCAGUUGGAAAAGGGAAAACUAAAAAGAAAAAUGAAGGAAAACACAAAAACAGCGAAUCGCCAGUAGAAGAAGAACGAAUGUGUCCCCUGGAAGGUUGUGACGGCUUUGGACAUUUAAGUGGAAAAUAUGAAAAACAUUUCACGUUAGAAGCUUGUCCAAAGUAUCACAAUUUAACACCAGAAAAAUGUAAAGAGAGGCUUGAGGAGAGAAAGAAACGGGAAGAAUCUAGAAAGAAAGCUUUAGAAUUUCAUAAAAAAACACCGAGACCACACGCUAGCUCAGAACAAAGACAGUAUUUACAGAAAAUAAGAGAUAUAAGAGCAAAAUUUAAACUUGAAUCUACUGAAGAUAUUAAACCGUGUGUAGACAAAACUAAAGAACCCGAUUUGACGAACUUUGUGCCCGAAUAUGAUUUGAAAUUGUUCCAAGACGCACAGGCUAUAGCCAGUGAUAUGAUCGAGGAUGAUUUGAAGAACCUUCCAAGUUCUAAAGGUACCAAAUAUAUAGAAAUGGGAAAAUUCGAAAUGGAAGUUUGGUAUCAAAGCCCGUACCCCGAGGAUUACGCUCGCCUUCCAAAACUCUACAUUUGCGAAUUCUGUUUACGAUAUAUGAAAUCGUAUACCAUCCUCCACCGUCAUAUAGUUAAAUGCGUAUGGCGACAUCCUCCGGGAGAAGAAGUUUAUCGAAAAGAUAAAAUAUCAGUGUGGGAAGUCGACGGGAAAAGAUACAAACAAUAUUGUCAAAAUUUGUGCCUUCUUGCUAAAUUCUUUUUGGAUCACAAGACAUUAUACUACGAUGUGGAACCUUUUUUAUUCUACGUAAUGACUAUGACCGAUAACGAAGGGUGUCAUACAGUUGGAUAUUUCAGUAAGGAAAAAAAUUCGUUUUUGAAUUACAACGUAUCCUGCAUCCUCACGUUACCUCCUUAUCAAAGACAGGGCUACGGACGUCUGCUCAUAGAUUUCAGUUAUCUUUUAACAAGGGUCGAGGGUAAAAUAGGUUCUCCUGAGAAACCUCUCAGCGAUUUGGGUCUGAUAUCUUAUAGAUCCUACUGGAAGGAUGUUCUUUUGGGGUAUUUGUGUUCCAGAGCCGGAACGACUCUUUCCGUUAAGGACAUUAGUCAAGAAAUGGCGAUUCAUUCGUACGAUAUAGUUUCCACGUUACAGGCUUUAGGUAUGAUGAAAUAUUGGAAGGGUAAGCAUAUUAUCCUUAAUAAAAAGGACGUUUUGGAGGAGUAUAUGGAAAGGGUGAAUAAAAGAGGAUCUUUGCUGAAGGAAGUUGAUCCUGAAUGUUUGAGGUGGACGCCGCCACAACCUGCGUCCGUGUGAUUUAUAAUUAAAAAAAAUUGUAGGACAAAAAAUGAUAUAAAUGAGUUUUUUUUUUCGAAAA
Molecule: messenger RNA, 2548 nt
Organism: Diorhabda carinulata
Lineage: Eukaryota; Metazoa; Arthropoda; Insecta; Coleoptera; Chrysomelidae
Gene: chm
Product: histone acetyltransferase KAT7
Exons: 8
Coding region: 100-2487 (795 amino acids)
Biological process (GO): regulation of DNA-templated transcription
Cellular component (GO): nucleus
Molecular function (GO): histone acetyltransferase activity; zinc ion binding
Source: RefSeq, a predicted model, not a curated record